Molecule: messenger RNA, 1830 nt
Organism: Symbiodinium necroappetens
Lineage: Eukaryota; Dinophyceae; Suessiales; Symbiodiniaceae
Source: the annotation of a GenBank genome assembly
AUGCCAAGGACUCGGCUUUCGGCUGUGACCUUGGCGGCCAGUGAUCUGCUGAGGUACGUGGCCACCGCUUCACAGGCAUUCUUCGCGGCUUGCCUGGUGAUGCAAGCGCUGCCUGCGCAAGCACGAUAUCUUCUGCCUUUCAUCCCUCGCAAUGCUGCAUUCAUAACAGGGACGGGCGCCACAAAGAUCAUGGGUCCCUGGAUGGGGCGGCCAGCCGCCCUAGGAGGCUGGAUGAUGGAGCUGAUGGGAAUUUUAAUCUCCCACAAGACGUUUCUCCUUCUCACAGCGCUCUCGGCAUUUCCAACUUACCGCUUCGUUUGGCGGGCCUUGGAGCCUUCGCCAAUCCCAGAAGGCGAAACUAGAGGUGCCGGCGGGCAGCUGCUCCGCGAGCUUCUUCGAAGCUGCUUGUCCGGUGCGGUGCUGGCUGGGGGAGUGCGGGCUGGUUUCGCAGCAGCUGGUCGAAGUUUGCCAGACGCCGCGCUUCUUCCAGUGCUGGCGUUCAUCGCCCUGGCUGGAGUCCAGCCUGUGCAAGACUUAGCGGCACGUGCCUUUGCGGCUUUGCAUCUGCGGGCCAUCAAGAAGAAGCGCCUCCGGGGUAUGCUUGGCGGGAAGAUGGUCAAUGGCAGUCUGCAGGGCUUCAGCGGUCUUGCGGCACAAGUGGCCACGAAGGAAGGAGUCCUCCAGCUGCCCGCCGCCGCCGCCCUCCGCCUCGCAAAGCGCCCGGCGCCUCGGGCGCUGGGCAGCGUGGAGGUCCCAGUCAACGGGGUCGCCAAAGGCAUCGAAGCCGCGGAAGAUGCGCUCUCCUCGGGAAGCCGGAAGAAGAAGCUGCUGGCCAUUCCGCUCCUGCUUGCCUUCGGUACGCUGCUGUGGAAAGUGCCCAGUGCUGGUUCUUUCGCGUAUGGCCUCGGCGUGAGCAUGUACUUGAGCGCUUUCGUCUUGCCCCCACCCUUGAUCGUGAUCCUCGCCCUUGUCAUCCUCAUCUUCGGAGGCCCUGCACCGUCGCUGAGCUCCAAAGGCUUUGCGCUUGGCUUGGGCUUGAGCGCACUGAAGCAGCUCCUCGCUGGUCGGGCCCAGCCGUCGCUUGUCACCUGCGACGGGCUCAACCUCGAAAAGGGAGAAGCAACAAUUGCAUGGCGGACGACGUCAGCCGUGGCUGCAGAAGAGGUGGCGCAGCAAGUGAGGGAUGCAGCAGCAGGGGACCAGGAUGGCGAAAGCCUGAAGAAGCUGGGAAAGAAGUUGCGCAUCAAAGCCGUUGCCUUGAGUGUGGUGGCAGCUCUUCUCAUCCUUGUGAUGUGCAGGUGGCCAAGUUUGGUGGAGUGGGUCGAGCACAAUGCCCCUACCUCAGGCCACCGCUUGCUGAUCCUGGGAAUGUCUUCUGGCAUUGCACUGCGGCUGAUGAACUUCGAAGUUCUUCAGCAAGGGGCACGUCGGGUGCUGCCCGCUCGUCUGGCAGGGGCCAGUGGAGGGCCUGGCAAGGCUGCCCAUUGGUUCCUGGCCGUCAACACGAGAGCAUCCGCAGUUUCAGCUGCAACUGCAUUCUUCAUACCCAUGGUAGGCAUCGUGCAAAAGAUCGCAUAUCACCUGGAACUGAAGAAGGAGGUCGCCUGGGUGGAUGCCUGGGCUCUCCAAAUCUCCACGGCCUUCGUCUUCCUCGUGCUUAGUGUGCAGGCUGCGAGAGUUCUCAGCCGCAGCCUGCCAACAGCCAGCAGCCCAGCCGCUGGCCUCGCCCUGGCGUGUGUGCGGGCAUGGAUCGUUGGAGCAGCCAGCACCGCGAUGCUAGACUUGUCAGUUCCUCCCGGCUGGGAAUUUUGGAGCUACCUCAAAGACUAA